AUGGAAGGCACCUCGACGGGUCAGAGACCGUAUAUACGAUUGACAUCACAAUUGAAGAAUGCCACAAGGAAUUCAGGAGAUGAGGUUCGAUUUCGGUGUGAAGCAUUAGGAACAGCUCCCCUCAAAUUCAUGUGGCUCAAAAACCAUGCUCCAGUCGAGAAAUCAAAGCGCGUUAAAAUUCGAGAUAAAGAGAAUUCGUCACGUUUGGUAAUAACGCAACUGGAUGUUCUCGACAGUGGCUACUAUCAAUGCGUCGUCUCGAAUGCGGCCGCCUCUGUUAAUACGACCUCUGUGCUUCGGGUGAACAACGUGCCGGAUGCACUGAAAGAACGCAAAGGAGGCAAAAAGCAUCACAACUUUGACGACUACGAAGACUACGAGCUAAUGGAUCGAGGCCGCCUUCCAGAUGAGGAAGACGCCGACUUAUAUCGGGUCCCUGACAACGCUGCCGGCGCUAACUAUGCCUCGAUUGGUGUUUCUGAACGGUGGCUUGAUGGAAUCAAAUUUAGAGUUGGAGACUGUGUGCAAUAUCGUGGUGAGGCCUGUAGACAGUACCUAUCAAACAAAUAUGUGAUGAUGACAAAUGAGAGUCGUGAAGAAAUGUACGAUAUUGAUCGCAACCUUCGAGCUGCGAUGUUAUUUAUCAACGGAGCUCCGACGAUCUCGCAAAAAUGUCGCCAGAUCUCUCAGGCGGUUGCCUGUCAUCACAUGUACAAAGUGUGCGAUUCAGAGGAGAGCAAUAAGAUUGUAUCAAUAUGCCGAAACGAUUGCGAACAGAUACAGGACAAAGAGUGCCCCACCGAGCUUGCCCUUGCUGCUCAGCACGAGCUUGUUGGAGAUACCCCGAAGGCGUUGUUUCCAAUGUGCUCGAAAUUGGGCAUCACGUCGAAUUGUAUACCUAUUCUGAAUGGCGCAUCACAACCCAACCCUCCUAUUGACAACCGUCGUGGACAUCUCACUCAUUGGUGCUAUGCGAAUAGUGGGACACAAUAUGAAGGAACCGUGUCGACAACGAUCACCGGAAAACAAUGCGCCCCAUGGUCCGACUCGACAUCUCGCGAAUUCAAUAUUCAUCGCUAUUCUGAGUUGGCGAGAUCCAAGAACUACUGUCGCAACCCGGGCGGCAAAAAGACGCGUCCUUGGUGCUAUUCGCUGCCACUGGGUCAAGAAGAGUACUGUGAUGUGCCGCAGUGCCCAGCUGACAUGUAUCCAGGACUUGACAAGCCGAAUGGAAAGGGAAGCAACGGUGUUUCCGAAUCAGUUUCGGCACUUUGGGAUUCGUUGGAACCGACGGCACAAUUGGCUCUUGUCGGCGGAGGCGUAUUUUUCUCUCUUCUACUUUUGCUUCUGUUUUGUUGUGCAUGCUGUUGCCGAGCGAAAAAGAAGUCGCAGAAGGCGAGACAUCAUCACCAAAACUCUUCGCACGCGGCUCUACACUGCUCAAAUGCUCCAUCGGUCAUCAACAGCGCUGCUAACUCGGCAUACUAUCGGAAAUUGAACGGAACCAGUACACCAAUCAUGGCUCGCGGACCGGGACAACCGCAUGUCGAAAUGGCCUCGCUAUUGCCGAAUCAUCUCGGACCACCACCAUAUCCCGAGCACAUGCCGCCUCAGAUUCCUCAUUUUGCCAAUCACCCUGAAUCGAUUGAUGAGAACUCAUACAGAGUUCUCGAGAUCGCCCCAUCUCAAUUAAAUGUUCGCGAAUUAAUCGGUGAAGGACAAUUUGGUGUCGUUCAUUCCGGAAUUUACACGAGCGGACUGUUCGGACCAGAACCGAUGACUGUCGCUGUCAAGAAGUGCCGACCAGAUGCGACGAACGCCGAGCGGGCAAGUCUUGAGCAAGAGAUCCGCACUGUCGCUUCUUUUGAUCAUCCGAAUGUGAUCAAGCUUAUCGGCGUCUGCUACCUUGACAAUCAUCUAACUGCUGUGUUUGAGUACAUGGUUCACGGCGAUCUUCAUGAUCUCCUACGGCUCAGAGCUCCAUCAAGUUUGGAUCAUGACAUGGAAAGAGUCAAUUCGGAUAAUGCCGAUUUCCUCAACAUCGCCACGCAGAUUUCUCAAGGAAUGGAGUAUCUCGCAUCAAUGUCUUAUAUCCAUCGAGAUCUCGCAACAAGAAAUUGCCUUGUUGGUGAUAAUCGCACUAUCAAAAUUUCCAACUUCGGAUUGACGAGAUCUUGCUAUGAUCAUGACUACUACAAGAUGCUCCAUCGUCCAUGGAUGCCGGUGCGCUGGAUGUCGAAGGAAGCUAUUGAGCAAGGCCGACUCAGCGAGGCUUCGGACGUUUGGUCCUUCGGUGUGACACUUUGGGAGAUUUGGUCGUACGGUCGACAGCCAUAUGAAGGUGCUACGAAUCAGCAGGUCAUUGAGCUGAUUGCAAACCGCCAUCUCCUUGAAUGCCCCAAUAAUUGCCCUACAAACAUAUACAGUUUGAUGGUCGAAUGCUGGCAUGAGAAUGUUGAAAGAAGGCCAACGUUCUCUGAAAUUCGCAGUCGUCUUCAAGCGUGGUCGCUGGCAAGUCCAGCCCACUCAAUACUUCAGCAGCAUAAUAACCGAGCAGGUUCUCAUAGUGGUUCAUCUGGCGCUGGUCGCGGAAAUUCAGGCUCACGUGGAUAUCAGAGUCAAAAAAUGCAUCGUCGUGGUGAAGGAGCGUCGCCAUUAAUGAAACGCCACGACGCCAAUUAUGCAUACAGUGAAGAUGGCGAUUCCGAUUAG
Molecule: messenger RNA, 2712 nt
Organism: Caenorhabditis bovis
Lineage: Eukaryota; Metazoa; Nematoda; Chromadorea; Rhabditida; Rhabditidae
Source: the annotation of a GenBank genome assembly